Messenger RNA from Exaiptasia diaphana, 1312 nucleotides. RefSeq names its product osteopetrosis-associated transmembrane protein 1. The coding region runs from base 98 to 946 and encodes 282 amino acids. The record is from RefSeq and is a predicted model, not a curated record. The transcript has 5 exons. Gene Ontology annotation, cellular component: cytosol. NCBI's taxonomy places the organism in Eukaryota, Metazoa, Cnidaria, Anthozoa, Actiniaria, Aiptasiidae.
UUCUAGCCACUUGCUCAUCAAAAGUUCCCUGUCCCAACUUGAUUCGAACGUUUUUCAGUAAAACAAUCUGGUUAUUAAGAAACAAUGCCUUGAAGAGAUGCUGUAUCUUCACUUUGUUGGGAUAUUAACAGUUGUGGUGCUACAAAUAACCUGGAUUUCUACUCAAAGCAAUGACGAAAUCUGUACAGAAGAGUUGGACAGGCUCGCUGAUAGUGUUUCCAACUUCACUAGAUGYGCCGUGAACGAAGCUUCUCCGUUUAGAUUUUGUCGAUUUUGUUAUAAGCAGUUUGAUGCUGUUAGAGUUUGCAAAACGUCUGUGUAUAGCAACCAUUACGAUUGCGUCAAAUUGCUAGUAGAGUCAGAGAGAUAUCAAAUAGURAAGCGUGUUUACGACUUUGCAAACACACUUUGGGAAGGAUCGUUCUGCUAUAAUUGUUUUGAGAGUGAUAAUAAAAAUGAAGCACAAAUUGGACAGCCAUGGGUGCUUAAAUCAGAUGUUGUGGAUUUCUUUGAUAAGCAGCGUAUUGUAGAUGAUUGUUUCAAAAAUUACACAAUGACUGACAGCCAUGCUAUCACAAAUAUAACAGCGAAUAUAACGAUAACGAACAUUACAGACACUCACAUGGUAUGUAGUAAGUGCGAAGAAGAAUAUAUAGCACUCAAUGAUGCCUACUAUGAUCUAACUGAAGAUAUGGGUGGCUACGUCAAGGAAAAUAUUCUAUGUGCUGAUGUUGUUUCUGCUAUGAACAUAACAAGACAAUUAUGGAGUCAUCAGUUCAAUUGUGUSAAACACAAUACUGAUACAGUAUCAGUUGUAGCAUUGACAGUGUUAUUUUGCUUCUUUCCCAUUAUUUUUUACUCCGCUGCAAGGCUCCAUGGUGGCUACAAAGAAAAACGAAGAAGCGAGCUCCAUAUACCACAGAUUAAUUACAAUUCYGCUGAAUAAAACAAGAUACCUAGUAAUUAAGGAAACUUAUCCAGAUAGUUUUUUUUUUCUUACACUUGUAAAUUAUCACAARGUAAUGGGAGAAAUUCUGUGUAUUUUUAUAGCCAAGAAUUAUUAAAUAAUUAAAAAAUAUAUAGGAAAAUUUCUGUUUGAAUAUAAGCAACAACUUGUCACACUUUUUUAAGUUUGGUGACAACUUUCUUUGGAAUAUCGAUUAAAAAAUGAUACAUGAACAAAUUUAUAUACCRACAGUGUAUUUUGCCAUAUCAUAUAUUGCUGUUCACAAAGUUGCAAUCUGUUGCAAAAAUAUUAGACUUUAACAGUUUAUAAAUAACAAUUAAAUAUGCAAAUAGAAUAUAUAAUUGA